This is a messenger RNA of Cucurbita maxima (winter squash), 3575 nucleotides long. Its product is annotated as protein SMG7L-like. Gene Ontology annotation, cellular component: telomerase holoenzyme complex. The coding region runs from base 604 to 3315 and encodes 903 amino acids. NCBI's taxonomy places the organism in Eukaryota, Viridiplantae, Streptophyta, Magnoliopsida, Cucurbitales, Cucurbitaceae. Gene Ontology annotation, molecular function: telomeric repeat DNA binding; protein binding; telomerase RNA binding. The transcript has 6 exons. Gene Ontology annotation, biological process: nuclear-transcribed mRNA catabolic process, nonsense-mediated decay. The record is from RefSeq and is a predicted model, not a curated record.
GCCAAUUCCCAUAAUGGAAUUCAAAUCAGAUUUCUAAGUUUUGAGAAUGCCCAGAUGAUCCUCCUUGCAUUUGAUGCAAAGCCCAUUAAAAAGGAGACAACUUUGUCCAAAAUCAGCGUAAUUUAGCUCUGUUUUGAGCUCAAAAACAAAUGGGGUCAUUUCGUUUGGUUUACAAGGGAUGUUCUCUGAUUAGUCAAUAAACACACCGAAUGUUUAGCCACUGCCACUUAUUCUUCAUUUCCUUUGGAACUUUUCUAUGAACAACAAAAAUAUAAUCCCAAUCCCACUUGAUAUCUAAAAUUUUGUUUUUGAUUUUGUUUUUCAUGGUCACCCUUUUGCUUUCUCUGUUCUUUUCUUAUUACUGCUGACAGCGUACAGGUGUCGCACGCUUCUUACAUAGCUAUAGCUUCCUGUUCUCCGUCUCUGUCUAUCCUCCAAGUGUGCACUUUUGGGUGGAUAAUUUGUUUUGGUCUCUGCUUCAAAUAUAUUUGCUCCGAUUCUUUUAAUGGCGAUGGAGGUUUGUCAAAGCUUUUGAUGCCUACUUCUUGCUUCUCUUCUCAGGUAGUGUAAGUGUAACUUGAACUAAGCUGCUCAAUUUUAACCAUGACUACCGCUACAAAUCAAAACAGAAAGGAGAAAUUGCUUAACCAGGUUGUAACCUUGGAAAAGCAGUUGACAUCAUCAAUCCUUUCAAGAGGGACAUUGCAUUCAGAUGUCAAAGAUCUAUACCACAAAGUUUGUUCAAUUUACGAGAGAAUUUUCAUGAGUGAACAAGAACAAUUAGAGCUUCAAGAUGUGGAAUAUUCUCUGUGGAAGCUUCAUUACAAGCUCAUCGACGAGUUUCGGAAAAGGAUAAAGAGAAGCUCUGCAAAUGCAGAGAGCCCAAAGUUGGGGACAGCACAAAGUCCUAACAAUCAUGUUGCAGAAUUUAGGUUGUUUCUAUUAGAAGCUACAAAAUUCUACCAAAAACUGAUAUUGAAAAUCAGAGAAUAUUGUGGUGUUCCAAAAGAAGGCUUGUUGUAUAAAGCAUUUGGUGUCUCGAAAGGUAUCGAUCCAAAGAACAAGAAAAAGACGUGUCGAUUCUUGUGUCACCGUCUUUUGGUUUGCCUUGGGGAUCUUGCUAGGUACAUGGAACAGCAUGAAAAACCAGAUGUUCAUUCCCAUAAGUGGUUAGCUGCUGCUACUCAUUAUUUGGAAGCAACAAUGGUUUGGCAUGAUAGUGGAAACCCCCAUAAUCAGUUGGCUGUAUUGGCAACAUAUGUUAACGAUCAGUUUCUUGCUAUGUAUCAUUGUGUGAGAAGUUCUGCAGCCAAAGAACCUUUUCCUGAUGCUUGGGAUAAUCUUAUUUUACUAUUUGAAAGAAAUAGGUCAUCUCUUCUGCCUUCCCUCUCUAAGGAUGGCCAGUUCGAUUUCCUAAGACCGGCCGAGAAGUGCUGUUUCGAGAUGAAAUCACAAAUCAAAGACGAUCACGAAUCUCUAGAGAGACACUUUUUUCCUCUGCUCAUCAGAACAUUGGGUUUCUUUUUCAUAAAAUCCAGUUUGGAGGAAUUCAUAAGUACAUUUUCAUCCAUGAUGAGAUGGCUGGAUGAACUCUUGUCUUUAGAUGAUUCUGAGUUAAAUGUUUCAUUAGAGUCCUAUAAGCUUUUGGAUUCAGUGAGGACAGGUCCUUUCCGAGCCAUUCAAAUAGCUUCUGUAUUCAUCUUCAUGGUACAGAAUCUUUUUAGCAAAUUUGAAAUGAAUGAUGAGCACCAACUUGAGCUGACUCACUUGGCUUUGGUUGCUACCUUUAUUGUCAUGGGACGUCUAGUUGAGAGAUGUUUGAAGGCGAGCCAAUUGAAUUCGUGCACUCUUUUACCCGCUGUGCUCGUCUUCGUCGAGUGGUUACCGAACGUUCUUGAUGAAGUAGUAAAAUAUGGUUAUGAUGAAAAAUAUAGAAGCUCCAUGUCUUACUUUUUUGGUGUUUAUGUCAAGCUUUUAGAGAGACUGAGUAUUAAUACAGCAGAGGCAGAGUGUUCUCUUGAUGUCCCUCUGUGGGAAGACUAUGAGUUAAGAGGCUUCACACCUUUAGCCUUUGCACACGAACCAUUGGAUUUCUCAUCCCACUGGGAACACAUGAACAACUUUGAAUUGGGAGCAAAACACCGUGCUUACCGCAUAAUUGUUGUUGCCACCAAAGUGUGCAACAUGGCUAAUGAUUCUCCAAAGUGGAUAAUUUAUGAUAGGACGUGGAAGGUCUUUUACACAGAAGAACAAAAUGAACUGGAAGAGCCAACUCAGGAUGUCCGUGAGAAAGAUACUCUUCAAUCUUUCCCUGUUGAAGAUGAAGAAGUCAUUCUUUUCGAUCCGCUCAUGAGGUAUAAUUCUGCACCAAUCUCGAUCGUAGGGAGCGACGAAGUUUCACCGAAAAGCAACGAGGCGGAGACGAUAUCUUCUGAUGAAUGCUUGAGGCGUGCUACGUCGCUACUUAUAGAACAGACACAGGGCCAGAGGGAUCCCUUUACUUUUCAUACAGAUGCAGAAGUACAUCAAAUUUCAGAAGCCUCCUUAUCUACAGGACCCCCUUCACUUAGUGCCUGGGUGCUCAACAGGGGUUUUAGUAUUAACACUGAUAGAGAAAAAGGGACAAAUGGUUUUGGUAAAACUGGUUUGCAGCCCAUUGAUGAGUUAACUCCGGAGUUUAUAAAUGGUCAAACCGAGAAUUGUGCUUCGAGUCCGAGCUGUGAAUCUGGAAAAUCAUAUCGUUUUCCUCCUCCUCCUCCUCCCUUUUCUGUCCCAGCACCAUCAGCCCCUUGUUUACCUGAUGAUGCUGUUUGGUUUAAUGGUACCAAUGCUACCAUCUCUGGUGGCCAAAUCUGUAGGGACGUGGACCGAAAUGAUACUUUGUCAAAUGGUUUUCGAGGUAAUUGGGGUCCCCCUCAUGCUACACAUGAAUAUAGUCCCUUGAUUACUGGUUUUACGAACAUGUGUUCGUCCACGCAUCGAAUGAGUUCGUCUGAAUGGCUUCGCCAAUAUAGGGAGAAUCACAAUCUGGAUAGGGUGAGUAAUCAAGUAUUGGCAGUUCCCUGCAAUGCCUCUAGAACUGAUACUUCAAGGUAUGACCAUUUGUAUCAAAUAGGGAAUCGGUUGGCUUCUAAUCCAACAAUGAAUAUGGAGAGUCCAUUUUUCCAUCCAGCAUUCCCUCCAGCUUACGGCGCAAAUGACAACCAAAAACACAUGCUCGGCCACGGUUACGCGCCGCCGCCGCCGCCGCUUCUGCUGCACCUGAAAGAUAAAGAAUGGAAGCUCCAGAAAGAUGCUGCCUAUAUGGGGAAUUGAGGAUUUUGUUCGAUUUUGAUCAUCAUUCAACAUUUGCUGUUUCCAGAAGCCAGAAACUGUCAAAUGAAAGAGUUUGAUUUUGUAUAUAGGCGUAUAGAAAGUUGGAAAGAAUUUCACCCCUUUGCAGUGGGUUAGUUUCAAGUGAAUUUGUAUUUAUAUAAUUAUCUCACCUCAACAUUGAACAAGAUUGCUUGAUGUCUGAUGAGAUAUUGUAUCCUUAUUCUUCUGCAUUUCAUAGAACACAGCUGAAGAAUUUUCUA